Molecule: messenger RNA, 153 nt
Organism: Penicillium salamii
Lineage: Eukaryota; Fungi; Ascomycota; Eurotiomycetes; Eurotiales; Aspergillaceae
Source: the annotation of a GenBank genome assembly
AUGUCUGCGACUGUUGUCUGUCGGAGGAUGCGGGCUGGGGAUUUGGAUGUUGUGGCGGAGAGGUGGUAUUUGUGUGCUGGGGUGGCUUUGAAGGGGAUGGUGUUGAAUUGGCUUUCGGGGAAGGAGGUGGUUUAUGAGGAUUUCAACUAUUAG